AUGAAAAUCUGCGAGAGCAAGCUGCCCAUCAUCCCGAUCGAGGACGCCAAGAACUAUUCCUGCAGCGACGACAACGACACCAUCAACCUGGAGAACAACUCGAACGACCUGAACAGUUACCAAAAUUUUCUGAUCGGAAGUUCGCCUCACGAUGUGGCGCACAAGUGCAGGGAUAAGCAUAUGCACUCGUUGGUAAAGAAGGAGAAGAGCACAGAGAAGAAUUGCAGCACUGGGGGGAGCAACGCGGGUAGCCAUGCAGGCAGUCAUCUGUGGAGCCACCGUGCGCGCAUGCGUACAAGCGGCCGCAGUAACAAUGAGAAGGGUUUAAAUUUGAUCAAAAGGAAAAAGGGGCUUAUGAGAAAAGACCCGUAUGGAAGUACGCACUUGGUAUUAGGCAAUAUACGUAGUGGUAGGAAGUUAAAAAGGAAGCUGUUGUGGAAUACUUACUAUGGAGACCAAAAUACAAACGUUUCUGAAUUAUCAUACAUAAAAGAAUUUGAAAAUAAUUCCUUUAUGCACGACAAUAAUCAUCACAUGAUAGUGUACGAAAAUAAGUACCCAGAUUAUGGUGCAAGAAGUACAAGAGAAAAUCGAGGCCAAAAAAUUAAAAAUUUUUUUGUGUACUCCCCAGAUAUAAUUCAAAGGUGGAUACGAGUUAUAUUUAAUGUGAUCAUAACAUCCCUAAUCGUGACACUAAUAUAUUUUACAUUUGUGUCCGUUAGGGAAGACAUAAACAAAAAGGUAGCCAUUCAAAUGCAGAACGUAAAGGAAGAAUCUGACUCGUGUAAGAAACAGUACUAUGCUCAUAAAUGUGGUACAAUAAAUUUACCUGUCCUAAAUGAUAAAUGUGAAGAAUGGCUAAGGUGUAUGAAAACUGAUCAUAAAUUAUACCAGGAUUUUUCUUUCUUGUCUGCACAAAUGUUGGGUCAACUUAUAAAUGCAUUUAUUGUUCAGUUUGAAUGGAAGAGCAUUUGUGUCAUUGCUUUUAUUUUCCUUUUAAUUUUUAUUGGUAGUAAUUAUGCCUUAUCCAUUGGUGGAGGCGGGGGUAGAGGAAAUGGUAAUGAGUAUAAUAUGUAUAGUCCACAUAUGAGUCCUCGUAUGUACCCUAAUGGAAACAUCCCUCCUUUUCCUUACUACCAAUUUUAUCCUUCCAUGCCUCAAGGCAUGAGUUAUGGCGGAUCAAGUAACAACCCUGAUGUCCCAAUGAUGAGUAUUCCCUUUUCACAAAAUAAAUACUACUCAAGUGGAAGUGUGGGUAGAUCCGGAGGGUACCCCCCAACAAAUUAUAGCUACCUCAAUCAGUACACAAACAAUAGCGAGAACAAUGCCUCCACGCAGUCCAACUGCAGAAAUAAGGAUUACUCCGAGGUAUAUAAUGGUGCCUCCAAGAAGGAUUCCAAACGCGGGUCCAAGAAAUUGGGCUUCCUCAAGUACCUCACCCCGGGUUUUAAGUAG
This is a messenger RNA of Plasmodium fragile, 1455 nucleotides long. RefSeq lists its product as uncharacterized. Gene Ontology annotation, biological process: lipid homeostasis; nuclear envelope organization. Gene Ontology annotation, cellular component: nuclear membrane; nuclear envelope. The transcript has a single exon. NCBI's taxonomy places the organism in Eukaryota, Apicomplexa, Aconoidasida, Haemosporida, Plasmodiidae. The record is from RefSeq and is a predicted model, not a curated record. Bases 1 to 1455 code for a protein of 484 amino acids.